CCAGAUGACUGUGACCACCAUGGAGGCACCAGUCAAGGCAGCACACCAUCACGUCGUCGGGGGCGGCGGCGGAGCGCAACAGCAGGAGGCCCUGGGCGAGGAGGAUCCCAUUGGCGACGAGAUGACCGUUCUGCUGACCAACAAGAACUUUCACUUCGACACGGCCUCGGAGCUGGAUGAGCCGUUCGUGGAACUGAAGGAGGGUCACGAGGUGGACAUUCAGCCAGCAGGCGGCGUGGAAUUUUAUACAGAGGACGAACUGCUGGAGGAGCAGCCACAUCCGCAAGUCACUUGGCUAAACGACGACGAGAUCGAGACCCUGGAUCGCGUCACCCUGGACAUGGGCAAUAUGUUCUUCAAUCGCGUUGACAGCCAGGACAUAAUCUAUCAGCAGAAGAAGAAGAACAUUAAGAUGGUGGGAAAGUACAUCAUGGGCGACGUGCUGGGCGAGGGCUCCUACGGCAAAGUGAAGGAGGCCAUAAACUCAGAGGACCUCUGCCGACUGGCAGUCAAGAUCCUGACGAAGCGCAAACUGCGGCGGAUCCCGAACGGCGAACAGAACGUCACCCGCGAGAUCCAUCUCCUCAAGCAGCUAAAGCACCCGAACGUGGUGGAACUGAUGGACGUGCUGUACAACGAUGAGAAGCAGAAGAUGUACCUGGUGAUGGAGUACUGUGUCGGCGGGCUGCAGGAGAUGGUCGACUACCAGCCGGACAAGCGAAUGCCGCUGUUCCAGGCGCACGGCUACUUUCACCAGCUUGUGGACGGCUUGGAAUACCUGCACAGCUGCCGGGUGAUACACAAGGACAUCAAGCCGGGCAACCUGCUGCUCUCCCUCGACCAGACCCUAAAGAUCUCCGACUUUGGGGUGGCAGAGCAACUGGAUCUCUUUGCGCCAGACGACACUUGCACCACGGGCCAGGGAUCGCCCGCUUUCCAGCCGCCAGAGAUUGCCAACGGACACGAGACCUUUGCCGGCUUCAAGGUGGACAUCUGGAGCAGCGGAGUGACACUCUACAACCUGGCUACUGGACAAUAUCCCUUUGAGGGUGACAACAUUUACCGGCUGCUGGAGAACAUAGGCCGAGGACAGUGGGAGGCACCCGAUUGGCUUUACGAGCUGGAUCCCGACUUUGCCAGACUCAUUCUGGGCAUGCUGCAGGCUGACCCCAGCCAACGGCUCUCGCUCCAGGAGAUUCGGCAUGACACAUGGUUUAUGUCUGCACCGCUGGUGACCGGCCCACCGAUACCCAUUCCCCCGCUGAAGGGCGACAAGUACCGCAGUUCAACUGUGGUGCCUUACCUGGAGGCAUACCACUACGGCGAUCAGGACCAGGAGGAUGUCUACUUUACAGAGCACGACGUUAACCAGGAGCUAGCCCGGCAAGCGCAAGCCGCUGCCUCGGAGAUUCGGUCCAAGCAGUCGGCGGCGGCCCAAGCCGCUUGCCACACCUAUGAGCCACCUUCUACUAGUGCCGCCGCCGCCGCUGCUGGUGCUUCCUUCUCCGGACAUUCACUGGGCAAUGGAAGCAUGGAGGAGGCACCGGUUAAGAAGAAAGGAUCAGCGCUAAAGCGCCGGGCCAAGAAGCUAACCUCCUGCAUCUCCGUGCGCAAGCUGAGCCACUGCCGGACAUCGUAGGCGCCGCCGCCACCAAACUAGAAGCUAAGAGUAAUCGAAAGUAAUAACUUUGUUAACAAA
Molecule: messenger RNA, 1699 nt
Organism: Drosophila kikkawai
Lineage: Eukaryota; Metazoa; Arthropoda; Insecta; Diptera; Drosophilidae
Gene: Lkb1
Product: Lkb1 kinase
Biological process (GO): establishment of cell polarity; protein phosphorylation; glucose homeostasis
Cellular component (GO): cytoplasm
Molecular function (GO): ATP binding; protein serine/threonine kinase activity; protein kinase activator activity
Source: RefSeq, a predicted model, not a curated record